This is a messenger RNA of Phymastichus coffea, 992 nucleotides long. RefSeq lists its product as uncharacterized. The transcript has 5 exons. The record is from RefSeq and is a predicted model, not a curated record. Bases 96 to 611 code for a protein of 171 amino acids. Lineage: Eukaryota; Metazoa; Arthropoda; Insecta; Hymenoptera; Eulophidae.
UUUACUCUCAUAAACAGUCGCGCCUGUUGCCAUUUUACGAUAGCAGCGUGUGAUUCAUUGGUCGUUUUUUUUUUAUUUCAAACAAUCAAAAUUCUAUGAAAAUGAAGCUACCUCAGUCAUGUUGGUCUCCAAUUAUAUGGACAAACAGUAUUCGAACUGCAACCAAAGCCAUUGCGUUUUAUACAAUUGCAAUUAGUCUUGUUUUAAUUACUUUUAUUGCUUAUCAAAUGAGAGGUGGCGACUCCACGCAGCUAUACAAUCCACUAUUUGAAGCCGAUGUCAGAUUCUCAUUACAAGUAAUUGGAGGUUUCUUCAUUUACUACCUCCUACAGUUGAUUUUCUUUGCUGGUCUGAUGAUUUAUGGACUCAAUAGAAAUGUACGUGGAUGGUUGUUGCCAUGGCUGGUAACUUGGUUUAUUGUCUGUUUAUUUCAAUUAAUAUUUGGAUUGUGGCUGGUAUACGGUUAUUACAUUUAUCUCGAAGCGACGUUUGCAGCAUUUUUUGAUUGGAUCUGGAUGGGUUAUAAUAUAUACUGUUGGCUUGUUGUUUAUGGAGCAUACAAAGAAUUGCUGGAGCUACAAUCACCAAACAUAGAACUUCUAUGGCCUUGAAGACUACAUGAAAAUAUUCUAAACAAACAAAUUUUUUAAUGUUAUUCUACAUAAUAUUAUUCUAUUCGAAGAAGACGAUAAAAACUGAAACGGUAUACAUCUAAUACAUGAGAAGAGUGGAAUUGUAUUUGUAGAAUAACUUUUUAUUUUCUUAGAAAAUAUUAAUUGCUAUUACUAUGCAAAAGUUGCCGUCCAAUUCUAUGUGAAAAUUGUGUGACUGAUAUACGAUUGACGUAUUUUCGAUCUUAACAUUAUAGAUAAGUACAAACAAUACAUUUUAGCUUUGAUAAAUAAAGAUGAAUAUAGAGAUAACGAAUUUACAUUCAUAAUUUUAUAUUUAUUUUAGUAAGACAAGUCAAAUUUGUAUACAAAAUAAAAAUA